This is a messenger RNA of Durusdinium trenchii, 768 nucleotides long. NCBI's taxonomy places the organism in Eukaryota, Dinophyceae, Suessiales, Symbiodiniaceae. The record is from the annotation of a GenBank genome assembly.
AUGGAACGUAUGAACGGAGACGAUCAAUCUUUUGCAGAGCUGAUGGAUCUUUUGUGGCAAUCACUUUGCAAAACGUCCCAGAACGGAGGAGGAGGACAGGGACAGAGGAAGCCUUCGCGCUCAUCGGCUUCGGACUUGGGAGAAGAUGCCAGCUUGAUCUCCAUGCUGGCAAAGUUGACACUUCGUCAGGAGGAUCAGCUGAACCAGAUCCAUUUCGACAAGAGCUUCAUCUUCUUUGUCCAAGCAGGAAAAGGCAGCCUUCUGCCACUGAUGUUGAAGACAUCAAAGGACUGGCAUGGGCAGCGGGAGUCGGGGCAGGUCACCGCCUCGUUGAGGCAACAUAUGUUCCGCUCUGUGUUCGAGGAGUUGGCCUACCGAGCAUCGAAACUGCCCUUCGGAUCAAACGAUCACGAAUUGAUCAAGGCCCUUCAGAGCAAGCAAGUAUUGACAGCAACCAACUCCUGGAAUUACCUUCAAUGGGACUCCAAAGAGAAGACUCUGAAGCCGGCAGCCCGAGAUCCCCUCCCCUCGGAGGAAGCCGCAGCAUUGAUCCAGAAGAUUCAUUCUUUGGCAGCUCAAGCGGACCCGAUCCACUGGUUCUCAGCUCUGAAACCAGUGCCUCAGGAUUCAACGGUGACGGACUCAAUAGUUGAGGGGCCAGGCUUAAGAUCUCUACGAUGCCCUACAACGAUUGACCGGCAGCGGGCUUACGCAGCUGAUCUUUGUUCGAAUCCGACCAUCGACCUUGCAGAGGUCACCAUUGGCUGA